AUGGAGGAGGACGGGGAGAGCCAGGCCUCGCCCGAGUCGGAGAUGUUGAAGGAGGGACACCAAAUGACCGAGGGAACUCAUCCUUCCACCGUCAUCAACAUCCGCAGCGAUACCACUGUGCCCGACCACGUGGUCUGGUCCCUCUUCAACACGCUGUUCUUCAACUGGUGUUGCCUGGGCUUCGUGGCAUAUGCCUACUCGGUGAAGUCGAGAGACAGGAAGAUGGUGGGUGACGUGGUUGGGGCCCAGGCCUACGCAUCCACCGCCAAGUGCCUGAACAUCUGUGCCCUGGUGACCAGCAUCCUCUUCUUCGUGGCGACCAUUGUCAUCGUUGUGCUCAACAUAGCAGCCAUUGCCCAGGCAAUUCCUCAUUAGAGGAGCCUCACCAGGCCUGCUGUGCACACCUGUGCUGGCAGCCCGCCCCUGCCCCUCCCCAGCCUCCUGGGCACUGUCCAGCCUCAUGCAUG
This is a messenger RNA of Ochotona princeps (American pika), 467 nucleotides long. RefSeq names its product interferon-induced transmembrane protein 3-like. Gene Ontology annotation, cellular component: plasma membrane. Bases 1 to 375 code for a protein of 124 amino acids. NCBI's taxonomy places the organism in Eukaryota, Metazoa, Chordata, Mammalia, Lagomorpha, Ochotonidae. Gene Ontology annotation, biological process: response to interferon-alpha; defense response to virus; negative regulation of viral genome replication. The transcript is spliced from 3 exons. The record is from RefSeq and is a predicted model, not a curated record.